Molecule: messenger RNA, 254 nt
Organism: Racocetra fulgida
Lineage: Eukaryota; Fungi; Glomeromycota; Glomeromycetes; Diversisporales; Gigasporaceae
Source: the annotation of a GenBank genome assembly
UAUAUCAACAAAUUCAACUUAAUGCAAAUAAUCGGAAUAAAAUAUUAGAAUGGGUUUCAUUUGAAAAUGAUAUCAUUGAUGUUGAAUAUCUUGCUGAAGGUGGAUACGGGACUGUAUAUAAAGCUAAAUGGAAGAGCGGUCCUAUUGAAUAUUAUGACGAUGAUGUUCAAGAAUGGUAUAGAUCUGGCGAGAUUGAUAUUGUCCUUAAAAGUAUAAAAGAUUCAAAGGAUAUGACUGACGAAUUUUUUGAAGAG